CACCCAAAAUUUUUCUCAGGAUGUGCGGCAUCUUGAGAAAAGUCGGAAUUGCAGUUUUGUAUUGUGUUACAGAAACUGCCUAUUCACCAUGAUGCUUGACAUGUUUACAUGGAUGUUGUACCUUGCUCUCUAUAUUUUUCUGCUCAUGGAGAACUACUUGCCAGUUGUGAUGCUCCUUUUGAGACCAGGCAAUGGUAUGAAAAUUGCUUUGUUAUUUUUUUAUGUCUAUUGCACGAUAACAUCAGAGGCAGUGAACCUCAUUCAGAAUGUAUAUUCAGUUUUGCUCACCUGUCCUGGGCUGCUGCCUCAGAGGCCUUGUUAAUAAUCACACCCAGCCAGUGAGGGAGGAGUAGAGAGAAUGAUUUCUUCCAGCCUUUCAGUCCCGACACAGCAGUUUUUGAGAAUAUUGAGUUUUUUUCUGGAUGUCAAGAAUGGCAUAAUCUUCUUGUUAGUUUUGCCUUGUCUUCUCUGUACGGCCUUCCAUGUGUACACCAUGCUUGGGGUCAGGACUAAGCUUGGUGUGGUCCAACAUAUUCAGGAGGAGAAGAAAAGAAGUAAAUCAGCACUGUAUCCACAUAAACUGUCACUGAGCCAGGACAGCCUAAGUCAGUAGCAGUUGCCCCUGCUCAGACAAAAAAAGAAAAAAAGAGUAAAUCAGUCCACAUAGUGACUGAUGAGGAGAUAGCAGGACCUUUGCACCCAGUGGAAGAGGUAGAGCUGGAGAUCAUCACUUGGUCUUUAUCCCUGGGUGAGCUGCAGAGGGACUUCACCUGCCAGGUAAACGAGUCCAUUCUGGCCUGACUGCUCGGCAUCUGGGACACUGCAGCUAAUGACACCAUUCUGAAAAUGUGUGAGGUUGGACAACUGGGAUCGCUGUCCCAGGAUUUGGUCAUUGACCAGCGAAUCAGGGAAACCCAGGAAACUCUCAGCCUCUGGUAGUGGCUACUGGCAAGUAUAAGGGAUAGAUACCUUUGUAAAGAGGAUGUCCAUGUGCAGCAAGGAAUGUAGAGCACAAUGGAACAAGGUAUCCAAUGCCAAAGGGAAUUGGCUGUGCUGGAAAUCAUUUUUUUGGAAGAUGAAAGAUUCCCUAAGAGGCCAGACAGUGUCCAGUGCACAUCACAAAUAUGGUUGAAAUUCGGAUGGCUUGGACCAGAAAUAUACCCCCACAACUUAGCAACACUGCAGUGGAAGGAAGGAAAGGACAAGGGGUGUACAUUGGUCAACAAGCUAAGAUUUUACAAGGACACUGUCACUGCCCGGUUAUGCACCCACAUCUCAUCUGUGGAAACAAAGCUGGCUGAGCAUGUCCAGAGCUUGGAAGAGAAAAUUGAAGAGGGCCACCAGAAACUGAGAAAAGAGCUUAAGGAAGGAAUUUACCACAUCUUGCCAGAACCAAGAAGAGUCUCUGCCAUUAGGACCAGGUGUCCCCCAGCCAAGGAGAGAGGAUACACUUCAUGAGGUAACCUCUGGUUUUUCCUUCAGGAGCAUGGAGAAGACAUAAAGACAUGGGAUGGAAAACCUACCUCUUCCCUAGCCACCUGAGUACAUGAACUGAAAGGAGGAACAACUACCGCAAGAACCUUAUCUAGGGUCAACACUGCUCCGGUCUCUUGUAGACAAGACUUCAGGUGGUAAAGGAAUGAUAUGACCCUCUUGAAGGGGUCUCAAGGUCAUAUUUACAGGAAGAGAGCAAUGUGUACCAUGACUGGGAUUAGAGCAGGCCUGCCUCUAGCCAGGUAGAGGAAAGGGACAAUUGGAUCUAUUGGAUUGUGUGGAUCUGAUGACCUGGCAUCUCUGAACCACAAAGGUUUAUGCCUUUGGUUGACAUCGGCACUCAGUGUACCCUGAUGUCAUUAACGUAUGUGGGCAUGGAAUCCGUUUCCAUUUCUGAGGUGAUGGGGAUCCCAGCAUCUGACUGUUAUUGGAUGCUGAAGUGAGCUUGGCUGGGAAGGAGUGGCAAAAACACUCCAUCAUGACUGGUCCAGAGGUCCUGUGCAUCCUCAGCAUAGACUAUCUCAAAACCCAAAAGGACAUUGCUGGGCUUUUAGGAUAGCUGCUCUAGAGACAGAGGAAAUCAGACAACUGAAUACCCUGCCUGGUCUCUCAGACAACCCCUCUGCUGUGGCACUGCUAAGAGUUGAAGAACAGCAGUUACUAAUUGCCACAGCAAUAGUGCACGGUCAGCAAUACCACACUGACCAAGACUGUGAUUCCCAUCCAUAAGAUGAUUUAGGAACUGGAGAGCCAAGGGGUGGUCAGCAAGGCUCAUUCACCCUUUAACAGCCCUAUAUCGCUCGUGCAUAAAUCCAGUGGAGAAUAGAGUCUGACAGUGGAUUACCGUGGCCUGAAUUAAAUCAUGCCACCACUGAGUGCUUCUGUGCUGAACAUGCUGGAGCUUCAGUAUGAACUGGAGUCCAAGGCAGCAAAGUGGCAUGAGACCAUUGACAUUGAUUUUUUCUGUUCAUUUGGCAGCAGAGUGCAAGCCCUAGUUUUCCUUCACCUGGAGGGGUGUGCAAUAUACUUAGAAUUGACUGCCCCAGGGGUGGCAGCAGAUUCCAUCAUUUGCCAUGGUCUUAUCGAGACUGCACUGGAAAAGGGUAAGGCUCCAGAACAUCUGCAGUACAUCGAUGACACCAUCAUAUGGGGGAACACAGCCGGGAAAGUCUUUGAGAAAGGAGAGAAGAUGAUCCAGAUUAUCCUGAAAGCUUGCCAUUAAAUGAAGUAAGGUUAAGGGACCCGCUCAAGAAAUUCAAUUUCUAGGAGUAAAGUGGCAAGAUGGAUACUGCCAGAUUUCAAGAGAAGUGAUUAACAAAAACAGCUAUGUUUCCAGCAACCAACAAGAAAGAAACACAGGCCUUCCUAGGUGCUGUUGGCUUUUAGAGGAUGCAUAUCCCAGAGUACAGUACAAUUGUAAACCCCCUCAAACUCAUGGCACAAAAGAAAAAAUAUUUCGAAUAGGGCCCUGAACAACAAGUUGUUGAACAAAUUAAACAGGAGAUUGCCCUUGCAUUAGCCCUUUGGCCAGUCAGGACAGGGAAGGAUAUAAAAAUGUGCUCUACACUGCAGCCGGGGAGAAUGGUCCUUCCUGGAGCCUCUGGCAGAGACCUGGGGAGACCUGAGGAUGACCGCUGGGGUUCUGGAGCUGAGGAUACAAAGGAUCUGAGACCACCUAUACCCCAGCUGAGAAAGAGAUUAUUGCAGCCUACAAAGGAGUUCAAGCUGCCUCAGAAGUGAUUGGCACCAAAGCACAGCUGCUUCUGUUACCCUGACUACUAGUGCUGGGCUGGUGGUUCAAAGGGAACGUUCCUUCUACACAUCAUGCCACUGAUGCCAUGUGGAGAAACUGGAUUGCACUGAUCACACAGCAAGCCUAGAUAGGAAAUCCUAAUCACCCUGGGAUUCUGGAAAUCAUAACAAACUGGCCUGAACGUGAGAAUUUUGGACUAUCUUCUGAAGAAGAAGAGGAGCAGGUGACAUGUGCUGAGGAGGCCCCACCAUACAACCAACUACCAGAGAAUGAAAAGUGAUAGCACCCUCUUUACCAGCGGUUCCUGCUGAAUUGUAGGGAAAAAAUGGAAAUGGAAAGCUGCUCUAAGGACCCCCACACAGAAAGCUGUAGAAGUUGCUGUGGGACAAGGCAGAUCAAGUCAACUUUCAGAGGUUAAAGCUGUCCAGCUGGCUUUAGAUAUUGCUGAAAGAGAGAAGUGGCCGAGGCUCUAUCUCUACACUGACUCCUGGAUGGUAGCUAAUGCUCUGUGGGGAUGGCUGGAUUGGUAGAGAAAGGCCAUCUGGCAGUGCCCAGGGAAACCCAUCUGCGCUGCUGAGAUCUGGCAAGACAUUGCUGCCCAGGUAGAAAAGCUGACUGUGAAGGUCCAUCACAUUGAUGUACGUGUACCCAAAAGUGAGGCUAAUGCAGUAACAACAAGCAGGUGGAUUGAGCUGCCAGGGUUAAACUAUCUCAGAUGGAUCUGGACUGGUAGCAGAAAGGACAAUUACUUCUAACUUGUUAGGCCAUCAAUGCCCCCAGUCAUCAGCGAAGAGAUGGGACUUACUGAUGGGCCUGUGACUGAGGGGUGGACUUAAACAUGGACAAUAUCUCACAGGUCAUCCAUGACUGUGAGACGUGUGCUGCAAUCAAGCAGGCCAAGUGGAUGAAGCCUCUAUGGUAUGGUGGACAGUGGUCAAAAUGUUAGCCUGGCAAAUUGACUACAUCACCCUUCCCCAAACCUCUCAAGGCAAGUGCUUUGUGCUGACCAUGGUAGCAGCAACUACUAGAUGUCUGGAGACCUACCCUGUGCCUCAGGCCACUGCCUGGAACACCAUCUUGGGCCUGGAAAAGCUAGUCCUGUGGAGACAUGGCACCCCUGAAAGAACUGAGUCCAACAAUGGGACUUAUUUCAAGAACAACAUUAUAAAUCCCUGGCCUAGGGAACAUGGCAUUGAGUGGCUGUGCCAUUAUCAUUAUCAUGAACCAGCUGCUGGGAAAGUUGAACGGUGCAGUGGACUGCUAAAAUCAUCCUGAAGGCAUUGGGAACACUUAGUCAGUCUGGAUGAGCCAGCCUUGGAAGCUGGACAAGAAGCUCUGCUUAGACAAGAGCAAGCAAAAAUCAUUCGUUUUGAAAGGCAAGCGGAAGAGUUCCUCAAUGCAGUCUUUUACAGAAAAGACAGUCCUAGGGUCUCUGACCCCAAUAUUCCCCUAGUGGCCCGUGAGAUCAUGCAGCGAAUGAUCCGACAGUUUGCUGCUGAAUAUACCUCAAAAAAUAGCUCUACUCAGGACUCCAGCCAGCCCAAUAGCACAAAGAACCAAAGCCUGCUGAAAGCAUCUCUGGUCGCCUCCUCUCCCACGGCUGCAACUGCUCAGAACCCUGUGCUCAGCAAACUGCUCAUGGCUGACCAAGACUCACCUCUGGACCUUACUGUCAGAAAGUCUCAGUCAGAACCUAGUGAACAAGACGGUGUGCUUGAUUUAUCCACUAAGAAGAGUCCUUGUGCUGGCAGCACCUCUCUGAGUCACUCUCCAGGGUGCUCCAGUACUUCGGGAAAUGGGCGACCUGGGAGACCCAGCCAGCACCAUCCGGAGGGACUACAGAGUGGUGAUGGGGUACCUCCGAGAAGCUUGCAGGAUGGAACCAGGGAAGGUUAUGGCCACUCCACAUCUCUUAAAGUACCGCUGGCUCGAUCACUCCAGAUUAGUGAAGAACUGCUGAGCAGAAACCAGUUUUCUACAGCUGCCAGCCAUGGGCCAUCUGGACUACAGAAUCAUGGACAGCACUUAAUAUUAUCCAGGGAGGCUUCUUGGGCAAAACCACACUACGAAUUCAAUUUCAGCCGCAUGAAAUUCAGGGGAAAUGGUGCACUCAGCAACAUCAGUGACCUUCCUUUUCUUACAGAAAACUCUGCCUUUCAAAAAAUGGCACUUCAAACUAAACAGGAUGGGAAAAAGGACGUGAGCCAUUCAUCUCCUGUGGAUUUAAAGAUACCACAAGUUCGAGGCAUGGACCUUUCAUGGGAGUCCCGCACUGGUGACCAGUACAGCUAUAGCUCUUUGGUAAUGGGUUCACAAACGGAGAGCGCGCUUAGCAAAAAGUUAAGGGCUAUCCUUCCAAAACAAAAUAGGAGAAGUUUGCUGGAUGCUGGACCAGAUUCCUGGGGCUCAGAUGCUGAGCAGUCUACCUCUGGACAGCCAUAUCCCACCUCAGAUCAAGAGGGAGAUCCUGGCUCCAAGCAACCUAGGAAGAAAAGAGGGAGAUACAGACAGUACAACAGCGAGAUACUGGAGGAAGCAAUCUCUGUGGUUAUGAGCGGGAAAAUGAGUGUUUCCAAAGCUCAGAGUAUUUAUGGGAUCCCCCACAGUACACUGGAGUACAAAGUUAAAGAGAGGCUGGGCACUUUGAAAAACCCUCCAAAGAAAAAAAUGAAAUUAAUGAGGUCGGAGGGGCAGGAUGUUUCAGUAAAGAUUGAAUUAGAUCCCCAGGGAGAAGCAGCACAAAGUGCGAAUGAAUUGAAGGAUGAAUAGGGAUGUUGUAGAGUGCCAAUUACUUUGCAAACUGGGUGAGCACUACUGCAUAGUUCAACCAUCACUGAGCGCACCUGAGUCUCCUGUUUACUGCAGUGCUCUUUCCUUUGCAGUUUAGCAUAGACUUACGUGAACACAGGUGAAAGAUGUGCUCUGAAUGUCACAUUUGUAAAUUUUUCCAGCCUGGUAUGGUGCAGUUUCCCUCCUUCACCUGCCCACUGCCCUCUUUCUUUGUUCUUUUUCUUUUGCCUUUUGCAUGUUUCUCUGUAAUAGAGAAUUGAGUUACCUCACAAAGAAUGCAGAUCUGUAGAAGUGGACAUCUUGCUUGUAGAGCCUGCCUGAACUUCUGAUGUUGGAUUUUUCAUAUCUGCCUUUAUAGAAAUAAGUCCACUUUUUUAAACUGACACUCUCCUAAAACCAGGCAAUUUUCAAAUGAAAACCAGACUGUCAUUCUUCAAAAACGUUUCAGAAAUCUUUUUUCCCCCCUAAUUUUUGUUGAUCCAGUUGAUGGAAAGAUUUGAGCUAAAUCAAAUUAUUUAGGAAUGGUACCUCUCUUGAACUCAGAUUUGUCACCUAGAUAGAUAAUCAAUUGGGUCUAAUUAGGCUCUCCACUGUUUUCUUUCUAAAUUAACCUUACUUACCAUUUGUUGUCUGCUUAGUGCUCACCCGGAGGGGAGGGGAGGGAAAACUUACAUACACUACCUUCAGAUAAUGUCAGUUAAUUAUUUAUAACACUACCUUUGCUGUAAUUUUAUUUGGUGUUUUUGAAGGGUGAUAUUUAGAUUCACCUGCUUGAGGAUGUAGCCUUAUCUCACGGAAGACAAGCUUCUCACGGUCAGGAGCAGCCAGGGUACACUAAAUGAUGUAUUAGGGUAUGCCUCAUUAUACCAGAACUAUGGUUCUUUGUGACCUUUACACUUUUUACAGACUUGAUUCUUAGUUUACUAAACUAUGUGGUCCCAACAGCUAGUUUAAAUGACUCUAAUCCAGGGAUGGGGGAUUUGUGUAACAAACUACUGUGAUACUUAAAAAAAAAAAAAAAAAAAGGAAAAAAAAUAGCCCACAAAAUGGUGAUCUCAAACGUUACAACCUCAGUAGUCUGCCCAAAUAUCCACAUUAGUGAAGGAGCUUGUUAAUGUUCAGGGAAGAAGUAAAACACUGGUAGCCUGAUCUAAUUCAGGCUCUGCAUCAUAUCUAUCUGUAAUACUGUCAGGGUUGAACACUCAGUGAAUGGGUGUUUCCUUUUUAAAUAUUACAGUUGCCAGUAGCAGGAAUUUAUUUAAGUCCUGCUUUUUUGUUGUUGUUUUUAUUUAAUCUAUUUUGAUAGUGGUUUAGCACAUGCUAGAAUAAGCAUUUAAACACCAUAAAAAAAAAAAAAAAGCACUCCAUAAACCACAAAUCUGGGGGUUUUUUCAAUAUUGUGAUAUCUUUAUGAUUACAUGGAGAUCCAGGCUAAGUUUUGUACUGAACUUUUAUCUUUGAUACUUUCUGCGAGAGUGGUCAGUAACUAAGUGGAGUUUACUGGAUUUACCACAACAUGACCAAAUCGUAAUUGCUGGUUCUUCAGGUAGAAGCAAUUUGGUCUUAAUCUGUGCAAAAGGUAGAUAGAAUUACCAUUUUUUUUAUUUCCCCAUUUGUACAACCAAAAGAAGCAUUGGAGUUUUUGUGUGAGAACAUUAAGUGAUGUCAGUGAAAGUGAUUUCUCAAAGUUCAUGGGAGGGUGGCCUAGGUAGCCCUAGGGAUGCUGAAUGACUUCUGGAACAAUUGAUUCUAUUAGCGUCUCCCCCUCCCCAGCAACUUCAUAUUUUCAAAGGUUAGGCACACCAUUGCUGUUGUUUUAAAUAUGCACUGCUCAUUCUUAAAAUGGAUUGGGCAUUUGGCCCCAAGUAUACUUUAUUUUUGUUUACUUAAUAUAUUUUAGUCCUCAAAAUCCUGGUUCCUUGUAGCUUUCUAGUUGUCAUCUUGGCAUUUAAAGCAGUUUAAGCUCAGUAGCAGUAUAUAAACUCUGCAAUACGUUCCAGUUUAGCUGGUGAUUGCAAUAAAGGCGCAGUUUAAGGUGUGGUUUCAUCUGCUGUUGGAGGUUAUGGUAGAAAGUUUGUUGCAAGUUAAAAAAAAAAGAAAAAGUAACACAGUUUUACUCUUGAGGGAGGUUUAACCUUUUGCAGUUGUCCUUAUUUAAGAAACACGAGUUGAGUUUUAUAAAACUUGUCACUGUAGUGUACGUGGAGUGCUCAUUUUACUAACAUAAAUAUUUUGUAUGUGUAUGUUUAAGUGGGUGACAAUCGUGCAGCAGAAGAAUGGUGUGCCUACCCUUUCAUGCUGCAGUUUUAAAAGAGAAUUUGUCUUGUCAUUUCAGACUGUAGGCUAAGAAUUGUAAAUAGAUAGUGAGAAGUUGAGUACUCUUUAUUUGCUUUGGUUAGAAAGUGGAUUUAAAAAAAAAAAAAACAACAACAAACCAAACACGUAACUUUCUCAGUUUAAAUGUCCUGAGACCUGAAGAUUGUAAUACUCAUAACUGCAAAGCUUUUAAACACAACACUUGAUCUGUGAUAACGUAAUAUUCAGGUAAUCUUUCUUUUUCGAGAAGCUUUUGAACAACCAUAGUUCCUCCAAAGGUCUCUGUUUAAAAAGGAAAAAAAAGAAAAAGUGUAGAUUAUUUUUUAAGCACUAAUUGCAUUACAUUGGUAACUGCAAUAUGAAAUAGCCAUUAUUGUUUUGUGAAGCAUGGUUGAGAUUAGUUAGUGGUCCCUUUUUAAAGUUUCAUGAGCCUCUCAAAAAAUAAAAACAAAUUUAAAAAAAAGCUGCUGAAUAUUCAAAAGAUAUAUAUUUUACCUUAUUGUAGGUUUUGUAAAUUUAGUCUGUAAUAUUCAGGUGCACCUUUUAAUGUUACUUUUUUGUUUCAAAGUCCCAUCUAACGUAUUUUCUCUGAGGUGAUUCAUCACUUAAGACUAGUAUCACUCUAAGUGCUGCAGUGAUCACUAAGAUUUUGUUUCCUUUUUCACUACAUAUUUUUUGCAGGCGCUUUCAGUGUAGCUAACUAGUAGUAUUUGGGAUCAUUUUAAAUAUAGGAUUGGAAUUAAUGUUUGUCCAUUAGCAUGCUUAAUUUUCUGCUGACCAGCAGUUUGCAUGGCCAAAAUCCCUGGUUGACCAUAUUUUGGUGUGGGAAGGUGUGGUUCACUGCGGUCUUUGUAACAAAAGCCUUGUUUCUCAUCUUAUUUCUGGUAAGUGGAUGCUUAUGUUACUUGGAUCACUUGGACAGGAGAAAGAUCUUUUUUUUUUUUUAAAGCCUUCUCCUGCUGCUCUUCUGAGAUCGCAUUAACGUGUAACAUAGACAAACUGCAACCCUGUAAAAAUCGAGACGUUGUUAGGAGGAGACCUUUCGGGUAUUUUUUGUCACUAGUUUUCUCUUAUUCCUGAGAAUGUCCAUCCGAUGUAGUUAUUGGACUUAACAGUAUUGUUGUGUACUACGUUGAUGUAGCUGAAAAAGCCUGACAGCAAGAAACUGUGAAUUAUAUUUGUGGCAGUCUCUGAAAACUAGUUUUUCAGUCCAAGUACCAUGAAGGAGAAUCCCCCUCCCCUACCCCGUCCUAGAAAAGUAAUUUUAUAUUUUGUGUGUAUAAAGUUUUAAGAAUCGAAGUUUCAUAUUGUACUGAAGUUUAGGUGUUGCUUGGUAAAUCUUUGCUGCAGCAUAUAAUUGAAGAUGAGUAAGGCUUAGUGUGGUAGGGGUCCUGGUGUGGAGUUAAUUAUCGUACAGUUCUGGUGAGAAAGCCCAACAUGUAUGAAAUGUGUCCUUUUCUUUUUUUUUUUUUAAUUUGGAUUUGUAAGAUGUAAAAGUGCUUUUUUAGAACUCUGACCUAUUACAAACUAUUACCUCACUUUCAGCCAGCUGGAUCCUCAUUCCACAGUGUUGUAGGCAUUAUUGUGGCUGUAAUGCUUGAGUACAGCUAUAGAGUUGAACGUUUCCAGUUAGAUAUUGUAGGGACACGUUUCUGGACUUGUUUUUAUUUCUGUCUAAAGAUAAUUUAUUUUCCAGUCAUUCCCUGAUUUUUUUUCUAAAGGUUCAAGACAGUUUCCUUUAGAAUUUCUCAUUUUUUCCCUGUUUCACAGGAGAAGUUGCUUCAUAAGCAAUACAGGUAUGCCUUUAUUUUCUCUUUUGUUGCAGAACUCAUAAUCUUGAUGCUUGCAUUACCAGCCCUACUGCUAGACCUGAAUUCAAACUCUGAUCUUUCUUGGCAAUUGGAGAAAAAAUUCUUUUUUACAAUGCAGGGGUACAGAUAGGAUAAUGCCUCUAGUAAGGGAACACGUUCAGUUUCUGUGUUCUCUCACAACUCCUGCACGACCUCUUUUAUAGAACAUUCCACUGCUGGAGGAUAUUCCUAAACACGGGAGGUAACUGCACUUGUGUUUAGACUGAGUAAGAGCAGACAAAGAAUAGUCUGUGCUUUGUCUUGUGUCAGGCCAACAUUUGCAUCUAAAUAUUUCUUCCAUGAGUACUUGGGAGUACAUUGCCUUUCCCUGGAAAUUCAUGGGAACUGGCAAAGUGAUUCAGGGGCUUUCGGGUUGAGUAAGCUUUGUGAAACAACUUUUUAGUUCUGAUUGAAUUGCUUUUUGUAUCAUCUGCAACGAUUGUUAUACAGGCAAAACUGGAAUUGCCAUGUGUUUCUUUCCAGUUUACUUUCAAGUAAUGCUCUUAAGAUGUCCUUGAGUCUUAGGAGAAGAACACAGUGUCCAAGGAGUGAAGGGAGCACUCUGCUGUUCCCUUUUUUCUCAAAAACAGUGUGUCUGCAUCUGUAAUGUAAAGACCUCUUUUCUUCAGUGAAGACAAAAUUUGAACUCUUCAGUAUAAGAAUGCAUACUCUUAUUGCAGUCCAAAAUCUUACAAAGGCAAAUUAUUAACCUUACUGAAAGAUUUGUCACAAUAUGUUAAAUAGCUUAAAUUCUCUGCCAAAUGUUAGAAGUAGGAUGGGAAGGGUUGUUUCCCUCAUUUUCAUGAGGAUCAAAAACCUUUACGUAUUCCCCACAAAUGUUUCAGAAUUUAAAUGUAAUUUCAGUCUAGUUCAAUGUUGUUUUUCUUGGCAUCAGUACAUAAUGUUGGCUAAUAUUGUUUUAGAAAGCUGUAAGAAAAUAAUUUUGAGACUUGUUUUGGUACUAUAAAGGUUUCUACUUGAUCUUGAAUUAUAUUGAAAAUUCAGUAAUUGGAACCUUCAGAAACCUGAAAAUCUGCACUGCUAGUUGUAUGCAGUUCUGAUGAAUGUAGCAGAUAAAGUAGCCACUAUAGUAACACAUUUCAGAUUAUCCAGUGUAUAAACACAGUGUGCUGUGGUGACCACUAGGCAGAGAGAUAUUACAAACUCAAAAUGAUCUGUAGGUGCACUUCAUGUAUACCAGAAAAAGCUGUUAAGUACUUGGAGCAUUCCAGUGUCCAUCUCUCUUGCUCUUUCCUGUUCUUUCUUUGACUGGGGCCAAGUCUCUAAACCAGUAUUACAGCAGCAGUUUUGGACCUCAUGUCCUACUGAAUUAUGCCUAUAUUCAGGUAUUAUCGUAAAAACCUUCGUAUUAAGGGAGCUUUAUUUAAUUCUCACAAAAAUCUCUUAGCCCAGUUGCAAAAUCAAUUUUCCUGGGUGAUGUACUAGGAAGGAGGCUUUUUUCAGCCUUUCCAGGGCAUUUAAUUUACCUUCUCAAAAACAAACAUCCCGACCUGUGCCCCUGUGCUUGCCUCUACUGAAUUGGUAAGUAUAAUUUAGGAGGACUCAAGAUGAUAACUACCUUACGGAGCAGGGAUUAGGACAAAGGCUUCAUUCUGACUGGAGCAGGAAAAGUUAACAUCAAAAACAAUUUCUCUCAUCAUCACCUAGCACAGUUUAUCUUAAUAUUUUUUCCUACUCAGAAAUAAUGAGGAUACUACUAGAGCUACUUAAACAGUUUAUCAAUUACUUGGUGCUACAUUUCUCAAAUAGUUUUGCAGAUAAUACUUUUUAUGCCUGCGUGAAAGCAUGUAAACUUCUACUGUCACUAUAAAAAGCACUUGUCUGACCUAUUCUAAAGUACCAGAAAAGGGAUAAAUAACUGCAGCACUUUUUCUGUUACAAUGCCAGAGUCUUAAUUAAAUCUGGUCUUCAGGUUAUGAGAUUUCAAAUAUACAAUCUAGGAUCAUUAACAGCUUGUCAGGUCAGAUCACAAGGUCUCUUGGGAUAUUAAUCUGUCUUUUAAAGACCAGUACAACAAAUUUUCUGGAGUUCAGGCAGGGGAUGUAUAUAUACAUGCCUGGUAUUUUUAACUGAUCAUUUCAGUAGGCCAUUUCAGGGCUUAACAUUGGGAAUCUGGGAUGAUGGGUAGGGAAGGGAAGUUUCUCAAACUGAAAAAAAUAAACAUUUUUGACCAUUGUUUAAUGUUCAGUUGAAAACUAUAUCACAAGAAUAAUGGGUAGGGAUUCUUUCUCCCUUAUGCCUUCAGGGAAUGAGUAGUAUUUAGAAUCUCUGGCUGAAAUUCAAGCCUUUUUACCAUGUAAAUUUUUAAUAUAAACUCAUUGACAUGCUUUUUACAUCUGAGGACUGAAAAUGGAUCUUAAUGUUUAAGUUGUGGAAUGGUAUAUUUCUUAAAUGAAGGGGGAACAUUUAAAAAAAAAUAGAUUAGAAUACCAGCAUUAGUGAGCUUAAGGAAUUUUAGUAUGUAAUAGCAAAGUAUAGCAAAGUAUUUGAUUAAAAAAUUAAUCUUGAAUUGCUAGUCUGUAACUAGUUGCAUUCUAAUUUAGCAGGUGAAUAUUCUUUACUUAUCGAUAUAUGAUGGGCUUUUUGCAAAUAGAAACCUUUAUCUGAGUCCCACGUCUUGCUCUUACUGAUGGGAUGUAUGCUUACAGCAGCUUACUGCUGCUUUAAAAUGUAUAAAAUGUUUUGAGUGUUUGCUCAUAACUCUUUUUAACCUCCACUUGUUAAAUUGUCAGACAUUGGUAUUUUAUCAGUCCGCAAUGUAAGUUUAAACUAAUGUUCUUAGGAAUCCAACUUGUACACACACUGUUUAAAAACCCUCAGGGACAGUUUACACACUAUCCUCACUCAAUUCAGGUACUUGUACUCUCUUCUUAAACCUAGCAGUGACUUGUAUUUUGUUUUGCUUUUCUUUUGACGUGCUGAUAGCACAUCCUUGAUGAAUGUCAACUUAAAACUCAGUUCAGGUAUCCAGGUAUAACUCAGCCAAACGGAUUUUAAAGCUGCAUAUUUACUCUCCAGCACACAGUGCCUCAGACACUUAUAGUGGCAUUCUGUAUAUUCAGUUAUUACUACUGAGCAGAUCGCGUGGGGGUUCCUGGUAUGUAUUGUAAGAAAUUCCUAUGUAUAUUAUAUAAUAUGUAUUAUAUUAUAUACAUAUAUAGUAUAUAUGUUAUCUUAAACUUAUAUAUUUUAAAAUGCCACUACUAGCCAGCGCAGCUAAAAAUGAAAUACAUUCCCAGUUGCUUCUGUGAACAGCAGAGGCAGCUUCUUAACGUGGCUCUUGCUUCUCUCUCACCAUAACUACUUCUAACCUCAAGCACGGGUCCUUGGCUGUCUGACCUCUACACUCUAGUUAUGCAAUGUCCUUAGAGAAUUCUGUGCACUGGCCACUGUGAUGGAAACCAAUGGGCCGGGAGUGCUUUGAGUUUAUUAGUAAUUGUUCUGCCAAAGUUGGUGUUUGUAUGACAAGCGUGUAAACCUGUCAGAUAAUCAGCAGAGGUCCAGGUUGUCCAUAAUUACUUCCACCUCCUGGGUAGGACCAGAGCUCACGAGGUGCCUCCUUUCUAAGAUGAGCGCUAUUCACCGAACACCUGCAGUGCCAGGCCUCUGUGCUGCGCUCACCUGGAGGCCAAGCCUGAAACUAAAAUCUGCUGUUCUGCCUUCAUGGUGAUCUGUUGGCAGUUGCAAGUCAGCAACACCUCUGCUAUAUUAUUUGACACUUUACAUCUAAAAAGUCUUCUCUUUCUAUUUAUGUAACCCAUAGUCUUUGAAGAGUAUGGAAAAUGGCAUUUCUCUCUGACCUCUAGAAGUUCAAGUGUCAUGGGAAAAAAAAACAGGAACCCCCCCUUUACUCUUAUGGACCUCAUUUCAAUAUACUGUUUACAGUUUGACGGAAUUGUAUAAUUUAAUAUUUCUCUUGUACUGUAGUUUAUAUUUAUUUACAGAUUUUUUUUGUACUGUGUGAUUUGAAUUUUUUGUUCCUUGCUAUGAUCAAUGUUUUAUGUAGUAGAGCACUUAUGAUCACAAAUUAAGGUUUUUGGUUUGAUUGCACUACAUUAAUUUUUUUAAUGCAGUUCUGAUUUUUUGACUGGACUAAAUAAGCUGUGUCUUAAUGUAUGUGAUAAGUACUUUUAAAUUUUUAUUUCAUGUGGUCCAUUUAUUUUUUGCAUUGUAUGUCAAAGCGCUAAUUCUCUUGUUGUGCAUGUGUAAGAUUUAAUGGCUCCAUUGUAUUAUUUGACCAUGUCAUUUUGGAAACACAUUCCCAGCUGUAACGUUGUGUAUGGUAGUUUUCACUGGAUGCUAGACUUUUCAAAACCACUAUUCUUCUAAUAAAUUUUGUUGUGAAAAACUUC
Messenger RNA from Parus major (Great Tit), 14576 nucleotides. RefSeq names its product ligand dependent nuclear receptor corepressor (gene LCOR). The record is from RefSeq and is a predicted model, not a curated record. Gene Ontology annotation, cellular component: nucleus. Gene Ontology annotation, biological process: regulation of transcription by RNA polymerase II. Gene Ontology annotation, molecular function: DNA binding. NCBI's taxonomy places the organism in Eukaryota, Metazoa, Chordata, Aves, Passeriformes, Paridae. The transcript has 5 exons. The coding region runs from base 4715 to 6016 and encodes 433 amino acids.